Messenger RNA from Centropristis striata (black sea bass), 6032 nucleotides. RefSeq names its product dynamin 1a (gene dnm1a). Gene Ontology annotation, cellular component: cytoplasm; membrane; microtubule. The record is from RefSeq and is a predicted model, not a curated record. Gene Ontology annotation, molecular function: GTPase activity; GTP binding; microtubule binding. The coding region runs from base 253 to 2790 and encodes 845 amino acids. Lineage: Eukaryota; Metazoa; Chordata; Actinopteri; Perciformes; Serranidae. The transcript is spliced from 23 exons.
GAGGAAAAUACGAGAGAUCAUCCUCAUCCUCCCCCCUGCGGCGCUUGGUGGAGAAGUGUACAUGCUCGGUGGUGGAGAGAGUCCUGACACACCGAGGAGGCGCAGUCAAUGAGGGGGCAAAGCGAGAAGUGAGCCGGUGUGUGCGCAGUCUUAAAACGCCCUCUAAACGCGAGGGUGGCGAGGAGAAGAACAUAAGAAAUUAAUCCCUCCCUGCUUUGACAAGGAAGAUAGACUUCCCAUUGCAUCGCAAACAUGGGGAACCGGGGAAUGGAGGAUUUGAUUCCUCUGGUGAACCGCAUGCAGGAUGCCUUCUCCUCCAUCGGUCAGAACGCGAACCUGGACCUGCCCCAGAUCGCCGUGGUGGGCGGCCAGAGUGCGGGCAAGAGCUCGGUGCUGGAGAACUUCGUCGGGAAGGAUUUCCUUCCCCGAGGUUCUGGCAUUGUGACUCGUCGUCCUUUGGUUCUGCAGCUGAUGAACUGCCCCACAGAAUAUGCUGAGUUCCUCCACUGUAAGGGCAAAAAGUUCGUAGAUUUUGAUGAGGUUCGGCAGGAAAUCGAGGCAGAGACCGACCGCAUCACCGGGGCCAACAAGGGCAUCUCCCCUGUGCCCAUCAACCUGCGUGUCUACUCUCCUCAUGUGCUGAACCUGACCCUGGUGGACCUGCCGGGGAUGACCAAAGUGCCGGUGGGCGACCAACCUGCAGACAUCGAGGCCCAGAUCAGAGAAAUGCUCAUGCAGUUUGUCACCAAGGAGAACUGCCUGAUGCUGGCUGUUUCCCCGGCCAACUCUGAUCUGGCCAACUCUGACGCUUUAAAGAUUGCCAAAGAGGUCGACCCUCAGGGUAUGAGGACGAUUGGUGUGAUCACCAAGCUGGACCUGAUGGACGAGGGGACAGAUGCUAAGGACAUCCUGGAGAACAAGCUGCUUCCACUCAGGAGGGGUUAUAUCGGUGUGGUGAACAGGAGCCAGAAGGACAUUGAUGGCAAAAAGGACAUUAAUGCAGCUAUGGGUGCUGAGAGGAAGUUCUUCCUCUCCCACCCUGCAUACAGGCACUUGGCCGACCGAAUGGGCACUCCCUACCUCCAGAAAUGCCUCAAUCAGCAACUGACCAACCACAUCCGGGACACCCUGCCGGCUCUGCGGGCCAAGCUGCAGGGUCAGCUUCUCUCCAUAGAGAAGGAGGUGGAGGAGUACAAGAACUUCAGACCCGACGAUCCGUCUCGCAAGACCAAGGCUCUCCUCCAGAUGGUGCAGCAGUUCUCUGUGGACUUCGAGAAGUGUAUAGAGGGCUCCGGGGACCAGAUCGACACAGCUGAGCUGUCGGGUGGUGCCAGGAUCAACCGCAUCUUUCACGAACGCUUCCCCUUCGAACUGGUCAAGAUGGAAUUUGAUGAGAAAGAGCUCCGUAAGGAGAUCAGCUACGCCAUAAAGAACAUUCAUGGAAUCAGGACGGGGCUGUUCACCCCUGACCUGGCCUUUGAGGCCAUAGUGAAAAAGCAGAUCCAAAAGCUGAAGGAGCCCACACUGAAGUGUAUAGAUAUGGUAGUGAGCGAGCUCACCUCCACCAUACGAAAGUGUAGUAACAAGCUGGCUCAGUAUCCCAUGUUGAGGGAGGAGAUGGAGAGAAUCGUCACCCAGCACAUCAGGGACAGAGAGAGCCGCACUAAAAACCAGGUGCUGCUGUUGAUAGACAUUGAGUUGUCCUACAUGAACACCAACCAUGAGGACUUCAUUGGAUUUGCCAACGCUCAGCAGAGGAUCAGCCAAAUGAACAAGAAGAAAGCAGCUGGCAACCAGGAUGAGAUCAUGGUGAUCAGGAAGGGCUGGCUGACCAUCAACAACAUCGGCAUCAUGAAGGGCGGAGCCAAGGAGUACUGGUUUGUCCUCACCGCCGAAUCCCUGUCCUGGUAUAAGGACGACGAGGAGAAGGAGAAGAAGUACAUGCUGCAGGUGGACAACCUGAAGCUGCGUGAUGUGGAGAAAGGCUUCAUGUCUAGCAAGCAAAUCUUUGCCCUCUUCAACACCGAACAGAGGAAUGUGUAUAAGGACUACCGUCAGCUGGAGCUGGCCUGUGAGAGUCAAGAGGAUAUUGAUGCCUGGAAGGCGUCCUUCCUCAGAGCUGGAGUUUAUCCUGAACGGGUCGUGGAUAAGGAAGGAAAGAGUGAAAGUGCUGAUGAAAAUGGCUCUGACAACAUAAUGCACAGCAUGGACCCUCAGCUGGAGCGGCAGGUGGAGACCAUUCGUAACCUGGUUGACUCGUACAUGGCCAUCGUCAACAAGACUGUCCGCGACUUGAUGCCGAAGACCAUCAUGCACCUCAUGAUUAACAAUACUAAAGAGUUCAUCAAUGCAGAGCUGCUGGCUCAGCUGUACUCGUGCGGUGACCAGAACUCGCUGAUGGAGGAGUCCCAGGAGCAGGCCCACCACCGUGACGAGAUGCUGCGGAUGUACCACGCCCUGCGGGAGGCCCUCAGCAUCAUCGGUGACAUCAGCACAUCCACCGUGACCACCGCCAUGCCGCCGCCUGUGGAUGACUCGUGGCUGCAGGUGCAGCGGGGCGGCUCUGGAGGAAGGUCUCCGGCCACCAGUCCAACUCCAAACCGCCGGGCUCCACCGGCCCGCCCCGGCUCUCGUGGUCCUCCACCUGGGCCUCCUCCUGCAGGAGGACCCCCAGUCCCAUCUCGCCCGGGGGCUUCUCCGGACCCUUACAGUGGGCCACCACCCACUGUGCCCUCCCGGCCUAACCGUGCACCCCCAAGUGUACCCAGAAUCACUAUCACUGACCAAUGAGGACUAACGUUUCUGUCGGAGACCCCCACCUUCUCCAACCCACUAGACCUCUGAACUCCUCCCUCCCUCCGCCCGUCCCACCUCUGGAUGUGAGGCCAUGGACAACAGUGCCACCUUCCUGUCGUUUUCUGCCACACCCUGCCUUGAACCGGCUCCCUUCUCCUGCUCCUACUUUCCUAAUAACAGACACACACAAACACACACAACCCAUACACAACUCUCUUUCACACAGAGACGCAAAAUACUUGAAACACACCUGCAUGACUUGCAUACAAACAUGCUGCACCCUCAGAAUUUAAAUAAACUAUGUAGAGAAUAUAAAAUAAUUUAUACAUUUUUGAGUGUAUGCGCACAUGUGCAUGCACACUGCUUACACAAACACACACACACACACACACACACACACACACACACACACACACACACACACAUAUAUAUAUACAAGCAAAUACAAACAGAUUAUUUGUUCCUGCUAUUAAACCUAAGGUGGGAGACAUUUACAAACUAAGCAUGACACUUUGCCUGAGUAUUACAUUAUACUCCAGCCUUUCUGAUGGGUAUUCUGGCUGCUGACUGACUUAUUUUAUCUCUUAUUAUUAACAUUUGUUUCAACUUUCUUUUUUGUUUUUUUCCCCCUGAUUUCUUCAUCAAAAAAUGUUUGUGCCUCCAACUCACCUUGUAAUGCUGGUAAUGCUUGAAGAAAAAAAAAAAGAAUUAAACAUCUUCAGAGCAGAGUUUUAAAAAAUGGUAGCUAUUUUUGACGCCAUAUUUUAAAAAUAAUAUCAGAAUAUUCUGAAUAAAUUCUGUUAUUUUGCUGAUGAUACAUGUUUUUAAAACAUAUUAGGCAGCUGGAAACGUUUUUUUCGUAAAAAUACUUUACUGAAGCUCUGCUCUCUGUGAAGUCAUGUGGAAAAAUGCUUUUUUUCCUCAAAGCGUUUCAGGCUACGAGGUGAAGAAGAAGCCCCUCCAUUCUCACAUUUAGCUCCUCCUCUUUAAAACUCACCUUGGUUUCCACCCUUCAACUAUGAAACAGACUGCACCAUCACUCACUCACUCAGCUCACAUGAGCAAGGAGGGCUUGAAUGAAAUAAGGCGAUGGCCUAGAGACUCCUCGCCCUCAGAUACCUGGGAGGACAGGAGCUGCUUCAUCCUUUAUUUUCCCUCCUCCUCCUCUUUUUCUCUUUGUCCUUUGCACUAGGACUGAAGGGAUCAACUGAGGGACCUGUUGUAGACUCCAGAAAGCCUCACUGUCACUAAAUCCACUUUCUUGUGUAAUUAAAUCACUCUGAGGCCGAGUCCACACAUACAAAUGUAUUUUUGAAAAACAGGGUUUGACCUCCUUCAUGAAAUAUGAAAUUGUUAAAAUGAAGCACUGUCAAAAGCAUGUCAAACCACUAAAGCCAUGUUUCAUGCAAAGAAGAAAAAGAUGUUGGUAAAUCAGAAACCUCCAACUAAGCCAAACGUUCCAAAUUGCAUACUUUUUACUUUUAUUACGUACUGCAGCUUCCCUAACAAAGUAUGUACUGUUGCACCCAGUAUGCAUUAAAUCGGGACAUACUUCAUCAUAACAUGGCGCCUUGAACUUUGAUCCUCUUGCUGAUAUACGCUAUAUGCUGCACAGAGGAUUGUGUGUCAGAAUAGCCAGAAAAGCAUGCUGGGCUUGCAGAGUACAAAAUGCACCCGGAUGUGGUAGAAAAGUUAUUUUUGUCAUACUGUAUUUGACAUACUAUUUUUGGGAUGUACUAAAUCCUUUUCUGGCAUACUUAAUAGUAUAGUAGUGUGGGUAUUCCCUUUCAGCAAAUUAACACUGAAAGUGAAGCAUCUUCACUCUGGAAAAAGGUCAAAUUUCAGGAACCUAAAACACAGUUUGCGUGUGGACGAAAUGCCAUGACACACACAAAAAACUGUUUAAAAAAGAAUAAAAAAUAACCGUGUACAUGUGGACUAGGCCUGAUAGGAAAGAAAAAUAGUUCAAAUAAAUGUGUUAUAAACCACUUUUCAAAAACACUGUUGUCUGUGCUUCCACAGAUCCUAUGCAACAAAGAAUAUUUUUUCCCACAUUUUUAUUUUUUUUGGCUUUUAGAGUCGCUUCCCAUGGCUCUUUUCCCACUUUCCUCCUCUACUCUUCACAAAAACUUGCAUUAUCUUAUCGAGGCGGGAUCUAAAUAGAAAGUGCAAUAUAAAGAAAAUCCUUCAGCAGACAGCUGACACCAAUUACACAAGAAUCAGAAAACAUUUUUGACUGAGAGGAAGGGAAUCUGUGGCCUGGGUUGCACCCUGAGACUGUUAGAUAGCUCCUAAUACAUCCUUUUUAUUCAGAGGGAAUGAGGUCCCUAAUGGGAAAGGUUUCAAAUAUUUGGAGUGUGUUUCUUAUCUACGAUCACAUUAUGCAUCAAAUCCUCUGAUAUACUGACAGGAAAACUUUAUCCAGGUUUAUGAUCUGCUAUUUAUUUUCUGUUUUUUUCCCCUCUCUUUUCUUUUUCUUCCUUUUCUCAGUGGUCACGGGGGUGAGUGAGAACAUGAAAACAGCCUCAGUCUAUGCAUAAAACUAUCAAAACUCCUCCUGUUUCACCCUCACACCGCUGUCUGAGAGCCUGUGAGUUCUACCCAUCUUUUCACCCAUUUUGCCACUGAACUCUGCUGUCAGUGUGAUGUGUUGUAUUUUAACCCCAAACAAAAAUAACCAGCCACAAAAAACCCCACCUCUUUACCUCAACUGAUGUCAUUUUAGCCAUUUAAAAACCACUUCAGUGACCCCUUGUGCAUCUUAGUACUCCACAACUGCAACACAAACACAACAAAGCAUAUCCUACUUAUUAUUUAACAGUAAAUAGUUUAUUAUGGACAUAUCUUAAUGUGUUAUUAUGUAUAUGUGUGGUGCAUCUUAUGGGACUUGUACUUCCACUGUCUAGAGAAAUUAGUCUGCUGAAUAUUUAAAUUAUUAUUAUUAUGAAUAAAUGAUGUGUAUAAGGAAAUAAUAUUUGAAAAACUGAUAAAAAUGUGUAACGCAGUGAUGUAUAUGGAUGUUGGCAGGUUGUUUGAUACUUUAGCUGGUAGCAGAGAGUUUUUAUUUCUUUCUUGUUUCUCUCUGUGUGUAGACGAGCAGAAAGAGACAGUGUGAAUGUGUGAACUCCUGCAGCAAACGGUUCCUGCAUUGUUUAAACUGCUGUGGAUGUAACGGUGACUUUACCCUACAGGACUGCUGCGCUUUGUCGACACAUUAAAAACCUCAGUGUACUGAA